Molecule: messenger RNA, 1899 nt
Organism: Spodoptera frugiperda (fall armyworm)
Lineage: Eukaryota; Metazoa; Arthropoda; Insecta; Lepidoptera; Noctuidae
Exons: 6
Coding region: 168-1196 (342 amino acids)
Molecular function (GO): RNA binding
Source: RefSeq, a predicted model, not a curated record
GAAAUUCUCAAACUGUCAAAAAACCAUCCGGCAGAAUUUGAACUGUCAAAACAAAACAAAUUAUUGUCAGUGUAAAAUUCACAAGUUUUGCUCAUAAACUACAAUGGAAUAAUUGAAAAAAUAUUUACAUUUAAUCAGUAAUAAAGUGUAUCUAAUAAAUUACAAGAAUGGACGAAACAACGAAAACUUCGCCAUCAAUCACCCGGCAGAAACGUAAAAGGAAGUCUAAAACAAAAUUCACAGCUUCGCAACAAAAGAAUCCAAAACUAGACAAUUCUACUGAAUCACCCGUUAAGCCAGCAAAGAUAGUUAAAAUACAAACUGAAGCCGUUGUUAUGAAGGCCAAGAAAGAUGAGGAAUUGCCAGAAAUACUAGAAGCCAGUGAGAGAUUCCCAAUAUUGAAGAAUCAAGAGUUGAUCAACAAGUUCCUCAAAGUACCAAUGACUAAUAAUCAAAAAGGCCGCAUCCGCCAAGCAAUCAGAGACUCGUUACAAGGCACAUCAAACAUCCUAGUACCCGAGAUUAUUCACAACAAAAUACAAUCAAUAGUCAAAGGCAACUCCAAUCUUACCGACUCAGAACUCCGCAGAGUCCGUAUACUCUACAACCUCCUUAAGACAUCUCUCAAAGAAAAAGAGAAAAACGUUGAUGUUAAACAGAAAUUAAAAAAAGAAAAAGUAGAGAAGGUUAAGAAAGAGACGGAGGAUAGCCCUAAGGUGAAGGAGAAAGAGGGAAAGAAAGAUAAGGAGGAGAAAAAAGAACAGCUUGAGAAAAAAGUUAAGGGUCCGAAGCGGUAUGUCGUGUUCUUGGGGAACUUGCCACUGGACGUUGAUAAGGACAAGAUUAUAAACCACUUCUCGGAGAUGAACGAGCAUAUAAUAGACAUCCGUAUUCCUAAACCAUUGCCGGGGAAGAAAAACGCUAUCGCGUAUUUGGAGCUCAGUAACGAACCGAGCUAUGAGUUUGCGCUGUCCAAGCACCACUCCAUGCUGGGAAAGAAGAGAAUCAACGUGCUAUACACGGCGCCUAAAAACGCCAAGCAAACUAAAUCUAGCUCUAAGGGUAAAACAGCGAAAUUAAUAGCACUACAGAAAUCGGGGAAAUUAGUAGGCAGUAUCCCAUUAGCAAAGAAAAGAAGUCAACGCCGACUGAAGCAGAAACAAGCGCAAGCUAAAUUAGCCGCUGAAUCCGCCUGAAAUUUUAUAAUAAAAUCACUCCAUGGCAUACAAAAAUUAUUUAAAACAUAUCACCAUUAAUAUGGAUUUAAAAACAGUUUUCGUUACUUGCCUUAGCACAUCUGUGUUACAAAAAACGCGUUGUUUGUACAUAAUAGAAGAUAAAAAAAAGAAAUUACAUAAUUUGCUUUUGAAAAAGAAUAAAGUUAAAUGAUUUUGAAAUUCGCUAGAAAAGCUUCGCCAUUUUCUAAGAUUCCCGCCAAUAUUGAGUCUGUGACGAACCACAGACUCAAUAUUGGCGCUUUCAUAUGAUUUUUUAAUGAAAAAAAUAAUGCUUUUUGGUCGUUGGAUCAAAAUUAUGCGAAAUAAAUAUGUUGUUUAAAAUAAUGGGUAUUUUUUCUAAAUAAAAAAGUAGAUAAUUUUAUUUAAAACGUUUUUGAAUAUGCUACAAGGUGACUCUUUGAAGAUAAACUUUGUUUUUAAAUCCAUACGAAUACUAAAUUUUUUAUUACGUAUAUGUACGUAAACUUUAUUUACUUCUUUUAUAUUAUGAUAUCAGAGAGAGAUGGCAAUAUGAUAUUGGUACCUUUUUAAAGAGAAAAACUAAUUAGAUUUGGUUUUAAAAUAGUUUCAGGGGAAAAUAUUUAGUUGAUACAGUAUUGGAACGCAUACUAAUUGUACUAUAGUAAACACUUUAAAUAUACAUACACAGUUUUAUUGAAAA